UUUGGGAGGGGCAGAUGGGAGGUUUUUUGCAUCCUUUCGUUGGCUUUGUUCAUGUUGCUUUGAGAAGAACGGAAAGACUUCGCUGAGAAAAUGUAUCAAAUUUACACUGGAUUUUAUGUGAUUUUAGCCAUAACACAAUGUCUGGGGGGAUCAACACUCACCCCCAAAGAAGGAGAACAGGUUACAGUCAAUUGUGUCCCCAGCACCUCCGGCACUUUGGUCUUCUGGUUUCGGAUAAAAGGGGAUGGCCCUGAGUAUUUAUUUUCUAGUAAAAACGCAGACACAAAAGAUAAUGUUGAUGCUCAAAAAUAUUUAGUGGUGCCAUCAGGUGAUAGAGUGCGUUUGGCCAUACAGUCGUUCAAUAAAAAGACAGACAGUGGUGUGUACGCCUGUGCAGCGAUGAACAACUACAAGCUUAUUUUUGGCAAACACACUAUUGUUAAUGGUGAACCUGAUCCAACACCACCUCCAUCUCCAAAAAUUACUCCUGCACCGACUAAGUCAAAACCUGCCGUUGCUACGACACCGUGUGCAUGCAAAAAAACAGAAUCAAAGAAUGUCCUGAACUGUGAGAUGUGGAUUUUAUUUUCCUUGUCGGGUGGCUGUGGUCUUCUGCUCAUUUUGCUGGUCAUCACAAUUUUGUACUGCAACCGUUUAAGAACAAGACGAUGUCCCCACCAUUACAAACGACAACCUCAGAACAGACCUGCAGGACAUACUAAACUGCCCAACAGCAACUUCUAGUUGUGGUCAAGCAAGCCAAAUUGAGGUUCAAGAUCUCAUUUUUAAUUGUGUAUCUAGUGGACAUGUAAGGUUAAACAGUUUCCUCUUUUAUGACUACUAUACGAUUUAUUAUAAACUUCUCUUUCAUUGCAUUUUCUUUGUAUUUGUAAUUUUGAUAAGAUAUUAAGAACGGAUACUUUUUCCAUAUUUUUGAUAAUCCUCAUGUGUUACUGGCGAAAUGUUUUAUGCUUGUUUUUGGUUCAUAUACAUGCACAUUUAUAAUGUAUUUUAAAUCACAAAACAUUUUGAGGUGUGGCUGGGUAAAACGUAAUUGUAUUGUUGUAAUAGCUUUUAAAGAGUUAUUCUGCCAUCUGCUGGCCAUAAACAGAUUAGACGAUAAUUGAUGUCAGUAGGCUAUGUAUUUGAUUUUAAACACAGAGAAAAAGCAUCACAAAUAAAACAACAUUAUAGUGCUGUGUUAAGUGAUUUUCUCCUUUUUCCAUUUCAGCUUCACUUAAAAAAACAUUCGUGUUGAUGUAUUGCUACUGGUGUUGUAAAUAACAUUUAAAAAGCAAAUAAAAACGUGAGGCAACUGUCAUGUAUGAAUAAAUAACA
This is a messenger RNA of Triplophysa dalaica, 1338 nucleotides long. RefSeq names its product T-cell surface glycoprotein CD8 alpha chain-like. The record is from RefSeq and is a predicted model, not a curated record. The transcript has 6 exons. The coding region runs from base 91 to 744 and encodes 217 amino acids. NCBI's taxonomy places the organism in Eukaryota, Metazoa, Chordata, Actinopteri, Cypriniformes, Nemacheilidae.